Messenger RNA from Dovyalis caffra, 1233 nucleotides. NCBI's taxonomy places the organism in Eukaryota, Viridiplantae, Streptophyta, Magnoliopsida, Malpighiales, Salicaceae. The record is from the annotation of a GenBank genome assembly.
AUGCCCGUACAGAUAGGGUUUAAUCACUCUACAAAAUCUAAAUCCUCUUACCGAAGAUUUCACGUCACCUGCUCAUCCUCUUCUUCUUCUGAUCCACUCUUGGUAAAGGCUGCGAAAGGGGAGCCAGUAAGUAGGCCUCCAGCAUGGAUGAUGCGUCAAGCAGGAAGAUAUAUGGCUGUUUACAGAAAGCUUGCUGAGAAAUAUCCAUCCUUCAGAGAGAGGUCAGAGACGACUGAUCUCAUUGUGGAAAUUUCUUUGCAACCUUGGGAAGCUUUUCAUCCUGAUGGUGUUAUUAUUUUCUCCGACAUACUUACACCUCUACCUGCAUUUGGUGUGCCAUUUGACAUAGAAGAAGUGAGGGGUCCUGUCAUUCAAUCUCCAAUUCGUUCUGAAGAAGGUUUGAAGGCGUUGCAUCCGAUUGAAUUAGAGAAACUUCAGUUCGUGGGAGACUCACUUAGGAUAUUGCGCCGUGAGGUUGAGGGGCGUGCUGCAGUUCUGGGUUUUGUAGGAGCACCUUGGACAAUAGCUACAUAUAUAGUGGAAGGGGGUACAACGCGUACAUAUACAAACAUAAAGAGCAUGUGCCAUACAGCACCGCAAGUGUUAAGGGCUCUCCUCUCGCACCUGACAAAGGCGAUAUCUGACUACAUUGUUUUUCAAGUGGAGUCUGGGGCUCAUUGCAUACAAAUAUUUGACUCAUGGGGUGGACAGCUCCCCCUGAUAUGUGGGAUCGUUGGUCAAAGCCAUAUAUUGAAGAGGUCAGUAGCCUUUCUGAAAUUGCAGAUAGUCAGUACAGUGAGGAACAAAUGCCCUGAAACCCCACUGGUUCUUUACAUUAAUGGAAAUGGUGGCCUUCUUGAGCGUAUGAAGGGAACUGGAGUCGAUGUGAUUGGGCUCGACUGGACUGUUGACAUGGCAGAUGGAAGGAAGCGUUUGGGGAGUGGGAUCAGUGUACAGGGAAAUGUGGACCCGGCUUACUUAUUUUCAACUCUUCCUGCAUUGACUGAUGAAAUUCAAAGAGUUGUGAGAUGUGCUGGGCCGAGUGGACACAUUCUUAAUCUUGGGCAUGGUGUUCUUGUUGGUACACCAGAAGAAGCUGUUGCACACUUUUUUGAAGUUGCUAGAAGCUUGGAGUUUAGCACACCUCAAGGUCAUGUGGUGGAAGAACCAAAAUUGGAGCUAGAGAUCGCCUACUCACUCAUCUAUUGGCCAAUUGAACAUAGAAAGUCAUAG